AUGAAUUCCAGCAAUCAAACAACAACACCUAUAAAUGUCGCGACAUUGGCCCCUUCGCACUCAAUGGGAACCAAAUUUGGAUUCACCCUCGCGUACGCAACGAUCUUUUUGAUCGCGCUCUUCGGCAAUUCUAUUGGGCUGUAUGUGGUGAGCGCAAAAGCACCUUCGAAACGAAUUACUUAUCUGCUGAUCAAGAACUUGGCAGUUGCUGACCUAAUUCUAACCCUGAUAGUGAUGCCAAACGCUGUUUGGAUCAUGUAUUUCGAUGAUAACCGCUGGUUCGGUGGAACAAUGGGAACUAUCACGUGUAAAAUUGUAUUCUAUGCCAUCACUGUUUCUAUCGCUGCUUCCGUGAUAACAUUGACUAUUAUCUCCAUCGAUCGCUUCUUUGCUAUCUUUUUCCCUCUAAAGCUAACUUUGUUCCACAAACAUAAAACCAUCACAAUGGUUAUAUGGUUCGUCUCAUUACUCGCUGCUACGCCAUACUUAUUGUUGUUCAAAGUUAAGAAGCGUGGAGACUAUUAUAUUUGCUUCCCCGAAUGGCCAUGGUCUGAGGAUCUCAAGGAAACAUAUCUCGUCAUGAGAGCUUUUCACAUUUUUGCCUUUAUUGCCUUUUAUGCACUUCCACUGUUAAUAACAGCUGUAGUCAACUGCCUCAUUGCACGUAGAGUCUGGUUUCACAAGUAUCCAGGCAAUGCCACCAGUUUCAACAAAACCUUGACGGGAGCAGCGAGGCGAAAAGUCGUCAGAAUGUUAACUAUCAUCGUUGUCGGUUUCGCCCUAUGCUGGCUACCUACCUACCUAAAUCACUACUUCAUGUAUUUUCAACCAGCUGUUUGGGAUAAGACUGACAUCGCGAUCUGGAAUUUCAAUUUUUGGCUGGCGCACGCAAACAGUGCGAUAAAUCCUCUCUUUUACAUCGCUUUAAACAGAAGCUUUCGCAACGCAUUUCUGGAUACUACGGCUGGGCUAUUCGCAUGUCCUAUUCGUGUUGCAAAUCAUUGCAUGGCCUGGUUUGCAGAGGAAUCAUCAGCAUCGUACCUUUCCCAAGAAACGGAGCAUGUUGCACGACACAGACAGUGGAAUGGUUUCCGCUCUUCAGGUAGUAGGUCAGUUGGUCGAAACGGCACUGGAAGAACCCAUGAAACCAAGCUGUAA
Messenger RNA from Porites evermanni, 1158 nucleotides. The record is from the annotation of a GenBank genome assembly. Lineage: Eukaryota; Metazoa; Cnidaria; Anthozoa; Scleractinia; Poritidae.